Molecule: messenger RNA, 3340 nt
Organism: Exophiala dermatitidis NIH/UT8656
Lineage: Eukaryota; Fungi; Ascomycota; Eurotiomycetes; Chaetothyriales; Herpotrichiellaceae
Exons: 1
Coding region: 278-2890 (870 amino acids)
Source: RefSeq, a predicted model, not a curated record
ACUCUUUGCCGACCACUAAAUAACUAGUACCUGAGGCUUUUUACCCUGUAUUCAAGAACGCCACAAACCAUAACGAAUUGAACACCAACAGCUAGAAGCUCACUGAGCGCCUACCGCGUCCAUACUAUCGAUGCAUACGACGCGACGACCGCACAUUCCUCAAGCGCACUAGAGUGACUUACACCACUGAGCGUUAAACGUGUCCGGGUCGUCCUUGUUUUCUUCUUCAUCGCUUCCGAGUCUGUCACAAACAAUAUACAAUCAAACGGCGACCACCAUGCGCAUGACUCGUGCGGCUCUACGAGCUCAAGCCCAAGGGCUUGACGAAGCUGGGCGCGAGCAUGAGCACGAAUCACAACAAGAAUCGCAGUCUCAACCGGUCAUUCACGAAGAUGUGGAUGCCGAUCCAGAUACGACAAACCACAGCGACGCUGGCGAAGGCGAAGGUGAAGACCGCGUCGACGAAAGCGCCCCUUUGCGCCCGGUCUUGAAGGAUAUUACCCAUGAAAAUAACCUGGUAAUGGAGGAGCAGAAUGUGAUGGAAACAGAGAAUGAGAAGAACGUAACCACAAAGAAUGACGAUAUUCCUCCUGAGGUCAGUGAGUCGGCUGUGGAUAAUGGACCAGAAGAGGAACAGGUUGCACCUGCGCCGGCGAAGAAAGGUAGAGGCAAGAGAAAAGCGAAGCAAGGCAAGAAGGGAAGACGGAAAGAUGAAGAGCACGACGAGGGAGAGGAGAACGAUCUCGAUGUCGAGGUGGUCCACGCCGCCAACGAUACUUCUUGUCCUGAGACUGUUGCAGAGGAAACGAGUACUAGUACACAGGACGUGACUCCGUGCUCUUUGGGUGCCGAUCAGUCGGGCGAAGUUAAAGAGCACUCGCUUGCGGAAUUAUCCUCGAAAGAGAAUGAGACAAAGGAAACGAGGGGUUUCUCUGGAAACGAGCUGGGUGAAACGCUUGGUGUUUCGUCGGAACCAGAGCUCGAUGAUACACAUGUCCCCCCUGAAAUGGGAUUCCAGCAGGAAACUCAACUUGAGUGCGCGGCUACAGAAACAGAGUCUGCCGACAUGAAUGUCCAACUUGAAAUGACCAUUACGCCGAGUGUCGUGGACGCCGAAGUUGCGAAGCAGUCCUCCGUUGAUGAUAUGCUUGCCAUUCAUGCACCAGCUGCAGAGGAACAAACCCAUCUCAAUGAGACAACUUCUCACACCUUCGAAAACUCGACUUCCACACCUCGACAUAUCCGCACUGAUCCACCCAAGACACCCAAGUUCGACCCUUCUAUUCAUGCACCAAUUGAAACCGUUUCAACACCACCUGCUGACUCGGUGGAAGACUCGUUCGUUGACAAGAUCAAAUCCAGAUCGCCGAGCAAGAUGCAGCUCCAACCUGAAGCGACAGCCUCCGACGGCUUUGAUGAGGACAUCGUGACACAUACUCCUCGCAUUGAAGACUCUGUCGAUGCGAUUGACGCUUUGGAAGAUGCGAUCGAGAAGGUAUCUGAGAACUUGCCCGUUCUAGAAGGUCUCCAACUCGAAUCACCCGUCAAGUCUCGCAAGAAUACACCGGCCCGCCAACCCGUGCAAAUUACCACCCCUGCUCCAGGCAUCACCACUACGAAGAAAACAACUGCAACUCCCACCAAAAGCAAGAGCCCUCAGAUGAAGGCGACUGCAGUUGUCAAGACCACUACCACUACUGGCCAGACCAAAUCGGCAACGGCACGACCACAGGCUCCAAAAGUGGCGUCGUCUAAAACCUCCACAACUGUGACAAGACAGACAAAGAAGCCCAUUAUUGACGGGACCAAGCCGAGAGCUUCCACAGCUUUGGGCUCCUCAUCAUCUCGUCCAGCACUGUCCUUUUCCAAUUCUCCAGCCAAGGCCGCAGCAGCGCUUCCAAACACGUCAGAAAAGCGUAUCCCUAGUAUGGGUUCCAGCGGGACAAGCCUGAACACCGCAAAAUCGAGACUCUCCACCAACAAACCGGCCUUUGUCCCGGCCAAAUCAUCCAAACCACCUACGAAACCUACUUUUACUCUACCCGGCGAAGCCAUUUCGGCCAAACUCAAAGCGCAGCGGGAAGAACGGCUAAAACGGGAAGAAGAGGCAGAAAAGGAGCGGAAGCAGUUCAAAGCGCGUCCCGUGCCGUCCAAGGUCGCUCGGCCAAGUGUCUUGCCGCGAGAGACCAAGGCCAGCCAGGCCAGAAUGAGUAUCUACGCGAAUGGCGUCGACAAGGAGAAUGUUGCUCCACAACAACGAGUGUCGAGUAGUUCUUCUUCGUCGUCGUCGACAGGAACAGAACCGCGGCCGUCUUCAACUGCUGCCAAAGUCAGAGUAUCGUCAGUGGAACACUCGGCUAAAGUAGCCAAUUCGAGUGUCCGACGCACUACAGGUGUUGGUGCUAGCUCCGUCGUGGUGGUGGAGAAAACCCGACCUACUAGACCGACGACCAGUGUUGGAGAGCACAAAACCGGAGUGACAACGACGGCGGUGACGAGAGGGGCGGGGACGGCAGCAGCAACACAGUCGAAACCCCGAGUCUCUUCCCUCACGUUGACAGCAGGCCAGAAACAGACGGUCACAAAGGAAGAAGUGGCUCAGCAGGAGGCCAAGGGGAGAGAAGUGUUUGGACGCAACAAGAUAGAAAUGGAACGGGCGGAAAAGAAGAAACGGGAAAAAGAAGAUGCUGCGAAACGGGCGCGUGCUGAGGCGGCGGAACGUGGGAGACAGGCGAGUCGGGAGUGGGCGGAGAGGCAGAAGAAGAAGUUGGCUUUGCAGGCACAGGCACAGGCGGCGAAGAUGGCGUCGGCCACGGCGACGGUAGGCCAGAAUAAUACCGUCCAGGACCAGCCAUCUACUGCAAUCGGUGCUGCUGUUGGGACAGCUUGAUGAAGCACCGUUUUAGUGGGGACAGGCUUUUUCUUCUGUUUUGGCAGUCGGUUCUUCUCUCACUCUUUUCACCCGGCAAGGGAGGGGUGUAAGGAGCAGUAACGGGUUCCAGCGCAGCGCAGCGUCAGGUGUUUUGUUUUGUGUUUUUCUAGUCAGUGGCAGUGGUACUGCAGUGGUUGUCUUGUCUUGUCUUUCCUUUAGGAGGAUCAGUCUUGAUAUCCUGGAUUCGGUGCCGCUGGGUGGAGUUGAACCGGUCUCUGUCACGGUCUCUCAGGGAUGGAAGCAUUGGCAUGAGUUUGAUUACCUAGAUAUGUACAGUACUCUCUGGGUCACUAGUUUCCUACAUACCUAGGUACAUACCAGUACAUUCAUUCAUUGUCAUACUGAUAGUGUUCAAAUCACCUUAUGCAGUUGCAGUGAGGGGCAUGGAAAUGCUAAGUUACUACAAGG